UAAAGGCAGGGUCCGAUGCUGACGGACGGCUGCUCUGGGCCAAGAGGCCGAAUUCGUUCUCAGCCAGUGUUGGACGCAGCCCAAGGGGAGCCCCUCACGGUGGAGACGCUGAUGUCUGCCUCUUUGUCUCCCAGCUGUCUUUCCCACCCCCUCGCUCCCAGUCCCGAGUUGCCCAACCCGCCGGUUGCUUCCCACCGGCCAACCGCAGGGCGGAAGGCUUCGGGUUUUCGCAGCCAUUCAAGAGGAAAGCGCCGAGCCUCGCACACCGGCUGGCCUUCCUCUUCUGCCUCCCGGCGAACUCGCUCCCGCCCCGCCCUUCACGGAAGCUCCCCGAAGCCCGCUGAUUGGCCUGCGGGCCGUCACCGCGCAGUGACGCUGCGCUCUCCAGCCGGGCCUCGCGCUGGGUGGUCGCCGCUCCGGCCGCGCGCGCGGACGACGAUUUCUCCUGCUGACUCAGGCAGCCCGGCUCGCGGCUCGCGGCUCGCGGCUCGGGCUCCCCGGCUCCCCGGCUCCCGGCUCCCACCCGGACUCACUCUGCCGGGGAACGAGUCGCAGGAGCGCCCCAAGGAGACCUCCGGAGCCCUGGACAGGCCGAAGACUCCGCCGGCCCCGGAGGAGGAGACCCAGGCCUGGCUGCUGCCCAGGGGCCCCGGCGAGGAGACCCCGGGGGCCGAGGACACCCUGGUGCCGCGGACGGCGCUCUCCCCGAGGCGCUUUGUGGUGCUGCUGAUCUUCAGCCUGUACUCGCUAGUGAACGCCUUUCAGUGGAUCCAGUACAGCAUCAUCAGCAACGUCUUCGAGAACUUCUACAAUGUAUCCUCGCUGCACAUCGACUGGCUGUCCAUGGUGUACAUGCUGGCCUACGUGCCCCUCAUCUUCCCGGCCACCUGGCUGCUGGACACCAGAGGCCUGCGGCUCACCGCCCUGCUGGGCUCCGGCCUCAACUGCCUGGGCGCCUGGAUCAAGUGCGGCAGCGUGCAGCAGCAUCUCUUCUGGGUCACCAUGAUGGGCCAGUGCCUGUGCUCCGUGGCCCAGGUGUUCAUCCUCGGCUUGCCUUCCCACAUCGCCUCAGUGUGGUUUGGGCCCAAGGAGGUGUCCACAGCUUGUGCCACCGCUGUGCUAGGUAAUCAGCUUGGAACUGCAGUUGGCUUUUUGCUACCACCAGUUUUGGUGCCCAAUACACAGAAUAACACAGAACUUCUGGCUUGUAAUAUCAGUAUCAUGUUUUAUGGAACGUCAGCCGUCGCCACGCUUUUAUUUAUUUUAACAGUAAUUGGCCACUCCAGCAAAGUACUGCUGCCACCAUUCGUCCCUGAGUCCUCUCGUCCGGGCCUAUCUCUUGAAGCGGCCAGUCAAAAUCAGCUGCAAGCAGCCAUCAUCAUUUUGGAAGAAGCAUUCAAAGAAAAACCUCAGUAUCCACCAAGUCAGGCUCAAGCAGUUCUCCAGGACAGUCCCCCUGAAAAGUACUCCUAUGUGAAAUCAAUAAGGAAUCUAUUCAAAAACAUUCCUUUUGUGCUUCUCCUGGUCACUUACGGUAUCAUGACUGGAGCAUUUUAUUCAGUCUCAACAUUAUUAAAUCAAAUGAUACUGACAUAUUAUGAGGGAGAAGAAGUGAAUGCUGGAAGGAUCGGGCUAACACUCGUAUUGGCUGGAAUGGUGGGCUCUAUCCUUUGUGGCUUAUGGCUGGAUUAUACCAAAACAUACAAACACACUACUCUGACAGUUUACAUUUCGUCUUUUGUUGGAAUGGUUAUAUUUACUUUCACCCUAGACCUUGGACACAUUAUCAUCGUGUUUGUUACUGGAGGGUUGCUCGGUUUCUUCAUGACUGGUUACCUCCCCUUGGGUUUUGAAUUUGCUGUUGAAAUUACUUACCCAGAAUCUGAAGGUACUUCCUCUGGUCUUCUUAAUGCUGCUGCACAGAUAUUUGGAAUUUUUUUCACGUUGGCACAAGGAAGGCUCACAUCAGCCUAUGGUCCUCAGGCAGGAAACAUUUUUCUCUGUAUUUGGAUGUUUGUAGGCAUCAUUUUAACAGCGUUGAUCAAGUCGGAUCUGAAAAGACACAAUAUCAACAAAGGAAUUACAAAUGGUGAUAUUAAAGCUGUACCAGUUGAUAGUCCCACAGACCAGGAAUCAAAAACUAUUCUCAUGUCUAAGCAGUCAGAAUUAGCAAUUUGAGGUAAAGGGAAAAGUUAAUAUCAUGUGAUAACUGAGUAGUAAAGAUUAGUUUAUGGGUUAUGGGGAAUGGACACUUACUUGAAAAUUAUUUUGUGACUUGUAACUGCAGUUACUGUUUUUACUUGAUUGUUAUUAAGCAACAUUUUGCUUAAAAUACUUCUGCUCACAUCAUUUUAACACUACACAUUUAUCCAAGUGUCCCAUCUUAUAUUGUUGAUCUAAAAGUAAGCUUCUUGACAUUUGUUUUUCCAAAGUAAAUGUUUUUCUUUCUGUAGACAAUGGAAGCUUAGAAGGCUUUCUAAAAUAAUAAUAUGGCAGUCCCAAUCCCUUCAAGUCCCAUAGCAGUACAUGCAGUUCAUUUGUAUAAAACUAUCCAGUGGAACUAGGUAUACAAUAUAUUCCUAGUUGUCUCUCUUUCCAUCGUUCAGACCAGCUGUCCAAGCCCCCUCCGUGUGAAUACAGUAAAACAAUAUGACAUUUCUAACCCACCAAGUGACCCUUCCAGAUGACCUCUACGGUUUUCCCAUUUCAUACCUUCUUGUUAGAAAAUGCUUUGUAACAGGUACUGUCAAUGGCCAUAAAUGUGUGCAGACUGAACCCAUAACUUUGGUCUUAGGCUAUGUUCCAAUUAAGUGAAGGAGCCCAGACACAGACUCAUUCCCUCGAGUUCUUCUCUGUGCUGCCUUCCCAUCACGGUGUGAAUAUGAACACUAUAUUUUUUCACUCCAACUUGAAAUAGAAUAGUUUUGUAUCCAUUGCUUUUCUUACUCUUUCAAUAUACAACUUUCUAGUAGGAAAAUUUCAUCCUAUGUGUUACUGGCUUUUUCAUGAUUUCCUUAUAUAUACUUUUCACACCUUAUAUAUACUUUUAUCUUGAAGAUUCCUAGAGGUACGGACUCUAUAAGAACUUCAGAUAGCCUAGGGGUUCCCACUGAGUAGAGACCUCUUGAAAUGCUGUCUGUUCUAAUUCCGCAGCAUCGUUUUUUAUGACCAUUAUCCUCUGAGGAACACUGUGCCCAGGUCUGCGUCCCACAGUGUAUCAUGAGAGUAGGUUCUUUUCUUCUUCACCAAGAAUGCGCAUAGGCUCCGUGCUGUUGGGACAGCCUGCUCUUUUACAUGCUCAGGGUACGGAGAACAGGACCAAAUGUGUUUCCACAGUGCCUACCACUGCAUUUUGUUUACAGUGAGAAUCUAAAUGUUGUUCGUGUCGUGAGUCUCUAAGCUGAGAGGGAAUAUCUUCACAGUAAUGGCAUUUAAACAGUCGUAAUAUUUAUUUUAUGUUCACAUUAAACCCAAAAAGCGAAUCAGGUAUACCCUUGAAUACCCUUGAAGUGAAUUAGUAAUUCUGAUUUGGUUGUAGUAUAUGCUUUGCUUUAUAUUGAAAUUACAACAUUCUCUGAAACCAAGCGGCACUAAAUUACGUGGACUCUCACCCUGGGGAACAUGUUCCCGGAAGAGCUUAGCUGGGAAUCCGGAACUGCGAUCCAUGUCCUGGAUCUGUUUCUAGCUUCCCUGUAAAUCUCCAGGCAGCAUUUUCCUCAUCUGUGAAAUGAACAUCUUAAAUUCGAUCUCAAAGAUAUUUUUUGAGUCUUAAAUGCGCUCAUCAGGGGGUAGACUGAAUCACUGUACCACAGGAACUUAAAUCUAGCUGGAGACAAUUGAAUAAACAACUGUGGCUCUUACUUUGUAGACACCGGGAAUUUAAAAUCUGUUUUUUGCCUUUUUAUUCAUUUGGUGAUAGCUCAGGCAGAAUCUGCUGAAUCAUUAACCUCCUUAGAUAUUUACAUCGCAGGCUUUAUGGCCAAAAAUAUAUCUUACGGUCCCUCCUCUAAGUUAUUGUCUUUAUUUUUAAACUGACAGUGUUGUUUAAAAUAAUAAUGUACCUAUUGAAUUCCUGAGGUUUUGAACAAAUUAUAGAUAAAAGUUGAAAUAUCUUAUUUCUGAAAAUCAUAUAUACAUAUAUCAUGUGUAUUUUUCCUUGUUGAUUAGAAAAAGAAUGAAAUAUGAUGUGACAAAACACAAAAUGAAUUGAUAAUUUUUCUGUGUUUUUGAGUUACGUUUGUCUAUAAUAUGUCAAAGAAGAAUGUCAUAUAAUUAUAUGUCAUAUCUUUGGGAAAUGGAGUUGGAUAACCAUGACUUGUGCAAAUUUUAAUCAAGUAAUUUUAGGAAGAAACUGGAUGCUUUCUAAAGCUCUUGUAUUUAUUUAUAAGUGUUGCAAAUAUAGCUUUUGCAUUUUGUGAAUGUUGGAGAAAUGUCUUUAAAAAUGUGUUUUAAAAAUAUCUGUAAACAAGAGUAUUGCCAGAAGAAUGCCUGUCUUAAGUCAUUUUUCAAGUUCAAAUUAGCUCUUUGUGCUGUUUAUCUGUAUGCUUAUUCUUCAGUAUUUGAGAUUUGAGAUAAAUUUAUUUUUUUAAUGUUAA
Messenger RNA from Vicugna pacos (alpaca), 4595 nucleotides. Lineage: Eukaryota; Metazoa; Chordata; Mammalia; Artiodactyla; Camelidae. The record is from RefSeq and is a predicted model, not a curated record.